Molecule: messenger RNA, 1758 nt
Organism: Macrobrachium nipponense
Lineage: Eukaryota; Metazoa; Arthropoda; Malacostraca; Decapoda; Palaemonidae
Exons: 6
Coding region: 1-1758 (585 amino acids)
Biological process (GO): monoatomic ion transport
Cellular component (GO): membrane
Molecular function (GO): protein binding; extracellular ligand-gated monoatomic ion channel activity
Source: RefSeq, a predicted model, not a curated record
AUGGAGAGCCUUGUCAUGCAGAGAGCGAGCGACGAGGGCCAGAGCGACUACGCCCUGGCGGUUCACCCAGUGCCGCACUUGUUCAACUUCUCCCUCUGCUACUCCAUCAAGCCCUACAGGAUCCACCGCGUCAUGGUGGUGGUCAGCUACGCCACGGCAACCAACGACAACGAGAUUCGAAUAGAGCACACACCAGAGACAUGGCGCGUACUUGUUUACAAGAAACUGAAUUCACUCGUGCACGAACUCGUACCAUACAGGGGUGGUGGAUCCCUCAUCCUAGGCCAAGACCAGGAUGAAGUGGAAGGACUGUUCCAGAGAGAGCAAGCCUUCACGGGCGAGGUGGCCAAAAUCGGCAUGUGGACUCAUCCGGUGUCACGCGGUGACCUGGUCAAGAUGACCACGAUGAAGGAACCUUACGAAGGCAGCAUCAUUCCAUGGCCCGAGGGAUGGAAGGUCAAAGGCAACACUACGUGGAGGGUCAUACCCUCCGGCGAAGAACUCGUCGGGGGAACGGAGAACCUGCUGCAGUUCAUCGGCAUUCCUCGCUCUCUGGAAGAACACAACGAGCUCUGCUACACGCUCCAGGGGGAACUCGGCUUCCCGGUGUCCACCGGAGAAACAGAGACCCUGAUGGCCAGUGCUUCACCCUGGCUCUCACACUGCGUAGGAGGGUCGUUCGUGAUAUUCAUGUGGCUGGGCAUCACUGACAGCGGGCACGAGGGCAUCUGGAAAUCUUUCAAGGGCAAAAGUCUGAAUUACACAAACUGGAAACAGGCGGAACCGAACGGGGGUAUCAAUGAGAACUGCGUUGCAGUCAUGGGGAUAGGUGAUGGCAUUGGAAAGUGGUAUGACAUCAUGUGUGAUGGUACACCACUCUGCGCUGCUUGUCGGCUGCGCAGCCGACCAAGGCUGCGACUGCGAGGAAUCUGUAUUAAGAACCAAGAUAUUGAUCACCAUUAUGUCCUUCAUCCAGAAUCACACAGAGGGCUCUAUUUCACAGGGUUUUCAAAUUCAGACAUCAAAAUGAUAGAUGCGCACCAUUACGGACUAGUCUUGCAACACAUUCGAUCACAUAUAGCUGUUUUGAAAAGUGAUACACUGACAGUAUCUCCCGUAGGAAGGCACUGUUGGGAUGUCAUACAAGAGGAAUAUUGUUCAGAUGCAUCUGUCAACUCCUCUGUUAUACUAGUGCUAUCACCUUGUAGAGAGGACCAAUUCACUUGCAAUUCCGGCAUGUGUGUCCCACUUGCAUCCCGCUGUGAUCACCAGGAGGACUGCGCUGAUGCGUCAGACGAGCUGAACUGCACAAUUGUAGUGUUCCCGCCAUCUUACCGUCAAGAGCUCCCUCCUCCUUCUGUUUCCACAAUACGUGAAGAAGAUGAAUACUCCCAAUCCUUCCCUGAUCCUUCAUCUCAUCUGUACGGCCAACCAGAGGACACUUCGCCAUUAUCUGUGUAUCUCUUUAUGGACAUUACUGACGUCACUUGCUUGAACUCAUUAGACAUGGAGUUGACAUUAGAGUUUACUCUACACUUGUCCUGGAGGGACUCGAGACUCACUUUCAAUAAUCUUGCUGAUGACCACAAUUUGAACAGAGUUCAUCUGGAGAUAGCACGUUCUCAAUGGAUACCUGAAGUCAGUUUUGACAAUGCCCAAGGUAACAGCCAUACCUUGGUGGAUGCUGAAACUAGAAUAUUUGUGCAGCGUCAAGGGUCCCCAACGAUUUCCUCUCACACACAUCCUUUUGAAGCAUGA